Sphaeroforma arctica JP610 is the source of this 5417-nucleotide messenger RNA. RefSeq lists its product as hypothetical. The transcript has 18 exons. Gene Ontology annotation, cellular component: nucleus; chromatin; chromosome. Gene Ontology annotation, biological process: regulation of DNA-templated transcription. Gene Ontology annotation, molecular function: histone H3K36 methyltransferase activity; protein binding. Bases 153 to 5417 code for a protein of 1754 amino acids. The record is from RefSeq and is a predicted model, not a curated record. NCBI's taxonomy places the organism in Eukaryota, Ichthyosporea, Ichthyophonida.
AAUGAAAGGGAAGCAGUACAGUUUACGCUGAGCUGACUAGUAUAACAGAGAUCCACAUACAUUGUCGAAUUCAACCUCUGAACAUAAAUAAGUGAGCAAAUAGAGAUACUUAAUAUAUAUUUAUAUAUACAUAUAUAUCUCACACAUACAAAAUGAGCUCUAUAGGACGCACACGUAGCACAGGCAUCCGCAGUAGUGCGCGACGAAUCAGGGAAGCACUUUUAUCCGAUGGCCAACGAACACCCGAAACACUGGAGAGUGGUGCAGUGGUCAAUGUGUCUACGAUAAAUGAGCCUGUUAAUACCGAUACAUCGGAGAAGGAGGAUACUGAUAUAAAUAUGAGUGAGAGUAUAGUAGAUGCCGAGAACACUGUGGGCGAGCGUCAGGUAGAUACGGAUGACAUGGAAGUAGACAUAGACAAUCAACAAGAUCGUCGUACAAAAAGGGGUAAACCUAAGAGCGUGCGAUCACAACGCAGUCAGGAUACACAGACACUGGUACAUGAAGAUAUAGACACAAUACCUGGAAGUGUGGUAGAUAGUGUUGAUCAGAGUGUGGAGGAGGAUGGUAUAAAGAUGGUUGAGAUAAAUGAUAUCUCUGCCUUGACCUCCAUGGCUACUGAAAAUGACAUACCAACGAGUGAUACGAUACCACAGGAACAUACUCGUGCGCAAACAAUGGAUACAGAUGACAUAGCUGACACAACUGAAACACAGGACGUGUCAGCUGAGAAAGGAGAGCGAGGUGUACGAGAGGGCAGCCUUGCGCUUCAUGAUGAUGGUAACGUAGCACAGGAAGGGAUGAAGUACAAGUCCGAAACGCAGGCGUUGUUUGACGAUUCAAGUGAUGAGAGUGAUGAAGACGUGCCCCUGACACUGGGUAGUGGUAGUAGUAAGAAUAAGAGUACCUCUGCUCACAACGCCGCAGAUAGUGAUGGUGAUGUCAAUCGUGAUCGCUUUAACCGCACAGACAGUGAACACAAUGAACGAGGCUCAGACGCACAGCCAGGGGAUGGUAGUGAGCAGGAGAGCAGCGGUUCAGCCUACACGAAAGCACACGAUGACACGCACACAGUAGUAGAUGGUGACAGCCACACGAAAGGUGAGAGUGAUCACGCCUACGCUUCCUCGCCCACGGGACGUCCCGCCAAAGGGUCUAAGGCACGCGCAGAGGCCAAGGGGAAAGUAGUACGAAAGACCAGCAAGCCCAGACCGCGCAAGGACAAGGAGGGGGUGGACGGGGUGGGUAGCCAUAAGGGCGGUAGCCGGGUGGGUAGCAGUAAGGACAAGAAGCUGAGCCGACCCAAGAAGGGAAUGGCGGAUAAGAAGGCGCUAGAGGAUAAGAUAGCGAACACCCUGAACACCAUAUAUGCGGAAUCUAAGGUUAAGCAGGCACCUCGCAUUGUCAAGAUAUCGGGGCAUUAUACGGCCCUGAAUAAGGUUGGUAGGAAGGACGAGAGUGUGGCGGAGAUGAAGGAGAUCCCGCUUGACUGGGAUGGGGAGACGGUCAAUACCGGGAUGAAGCGGGACGACACCGGUACAAAAAGCAGCGGCGCUGGUACGACGCACAACUCAAGUACCACCAAUCCCAAAAAACGCACCAAGCGCGAGCGAAGCUCAGACACCGCUGUCAGUGGGUCGAGUGUUAGAACCAAGCCGGCCAAGGUAUCUGUGGCAAACGAAUGGGGCGAUACGGAUUGCCUGUCGUAUAUUGACUCGUACAAGACAGUGGUAGGUAUUACCAGCGCGUUUGGCCGAGAUAUGGGGAGUGGCGAGGGUAGUGGGAAAGCGCGGCGAGCCUCGAGCUCGGACACAAGUAGUCCUAGAGGGUCCAGAAGUAAGAAGGAGGUGCGUUCGCGUCGUGAGGGGGAUGGAGGUGGGGCGGCUAUGGGGUUGGGAAGCGAUGGUGUGGAAGGGCAUGUGAAGAAGUUAACGAAUGUCAUUCCACGUAAGUCCAGGAAGAAUAGGGCUAUGCUGAGCUCGAGCGAGGAGGAGGACUUCGAAAUGGGGAUCUCGUCGAUUGAACCUCGCAAUCGUGGGGAAUUGUCGAGGAAAGCGCGCCAGGAACCUCAGCGUAGCAACGAUGCAAAUCGCAGGCGAUCAGAAAUUGAUACCCCUCAAACUAAGACGGAAGCCCCGAAAGUGACCGGGGAAUCAGCGCAUGAAGGAUAUGAACUACUAGAAUCAAGCAUACGAUUAGUAUCUAGUAAGGAGCCCAUGAAGCGAAAGGAGGCUAAUAUGGUCUGCGAUUGUACCUAUGACAACGAUGAAGAUGAGUUAGAAGACGCGUGUGGUCCUGGGUGCCUUAAUCGCAUUAUGCGCCUGGAGUGCAGGCCUGAACUAUGUCCCUGUGGCUCGCGUUGUCAGAACCAAAGCUUUCACAAGGGAUUGCAAGUGCCAUUGGAAGUGUAUGAAACGGAGAAGAAGGGUCGGGGACUACGUUCGCCCGAGAAGCUGACGGGCGGGUCCUUUGUGAUGGAGUAUGUGGGGGAGAUCAUUGGACAAGAACAGUUCAAAGAGCGCCUAGUGACCUAUGGCGAGGCAGGCAUCAAGCACUUCUACUUCAUGACUUUGGGUCCAGACGAAUUUAUCGAUGCUACCAAAAAAGGAAGUCCGUCCCGAUUUUUCAACCACAGUUGCGACCCGAAUUGCGAGACCCAAAAGUGGGUGGUAGAUGGCGAGACCAGGAUUGGUAUCUACACGACGCGUGAUGUGGAACCGAAUGAAGAGUUGACAUUCGAUUAUCAAAUGGAGCGCGAAGGAGAAUUGAACCAAAAGUGUCAUUGCGAGAGUAAGAACUGUCGCAACUGGCUGAGUAGUCAGAAGAAACGUCCCACUCACCCAGCAAGAGGGCAGUCACUCGUUGAUGUGGAACCAGAGAAGGUCAAUGUGGCGGCUGCCUUCAAGACGCUCAACAAGCAUAAUGCGCUGGCGUUUAUCCGUACAUUGCUGACGGUGAUCAAUGACAGUGACUAUCUGGAGGACGGGAUGGCCCUCAUGCUGUGCUUGGAUCCGGAUAAGCUCAAACCAUCGGCCGUACAGGCUCUGCUGAAGUUCAGGUUACUCAAAGGUCUGCGUUUGUUACUUGACAAGUCGGUCGAGAGCCUUGCGCAGGUAUCAACACUAGAAAACCGACGCGCGCUGGAAGGGUUGGUGGAUAAGACAGUGACGGCUAUAGCGGACGUGGCUACGGAUGCGAGUGUCGCUGUAGCUGAAGGGGCAGCGAUGGACAACGACACCACUACAGAGGCGGAUCAGCAAUUAACACAGGGCGCAGGCGAACAAGAGAGUGUGCGUGCAAUAGCCAAUGGGGACGGUAUGAGUGGGGCGGUGAAAGCAGAAGCAACGGCAGAUGGCACUGACACGCUUGGUGGUGGUAACGAGGAGAUCGAUCAAGACCCAACGGAUACCGUCUCUUCAGAAGACGCCAAGGCCGCUCAAACAGGCGCGGAUGCCGUUGCCAUAGAUACGGACAAUGCUGGCCCCAAGCCGUCUCCGAUUGAGGCUGUGAAUAAGCAGGAAUCACAAGACCUGAUAGUGUCCACAGAAGACACUGAUGCGCCUGAGCCCUCUGUGACUGAGGCUGAGCACACGCAGGAUCCCGAAGACCAGACAGCACCCGCAGAAGUAAAGGGAGAAGUGGUAGACGUGGUGACAGAAAAGGCGCAACCGCCACAGGACUUUGUGGAGGAAGAUCUGUAUGCGCUCGCCACAUCGGUAAUUCGCAACGACGUGCCUGUGGUGGUUGAUGCGGCGGAGACAGCCCAGCUAAGGCAACUCCAGAUCAUUAUUCUAAGGAUUCUCUCUAAGAUCGAGUUCCAAUUCCGCAACCCAAUCGACGAUGGUAAUAUGUGGCCUGUGAUCAAGAGCCUGGCUAAAGAAACGAACAAAGACAUAUCCGACGCCGCCGGACGACUGAUAACCCGUUGGAGCAGUCUUCGCAAAGAAAUCAAGAUACCAAAGAAGACCCGAGAGGACAAAGAGAAGGAGAAAUCCGACAGAGAAAAAUCCGACAGCCGCGAUAGGACUAGAAGGGCCAGUGAACUCAAUAAUGACUAUAGCUCUGCGUACGCCGCUGCGGCCAGCCGAUUCGGCACUCACAACAGACUACGCGGGAGUAUUGGUGAGGUGCCCCUCAAACCAACACACAGCACACAUAUCCACACCCACACGCCUAAAGACCUCGAUCUAGAACAGAUAUACAAUGAGAUGAUGGACCAGCUCCCUGGGCAGGCUGGCGUGCAGGCACACGCACAGGCACACACUGUGGGUCGACGGGGUUUGUAUGAGAGUGUGAGAGGUGGCAAUGGACUGACAUACAGGGAGAUGGGAGAGUUUAGUAUAGACCCGGGUGCGCACAUUGCCAUGUCGCAUACAGAGGCCGGCGUUAAACCAGUGCAUGGUAUGGCCGAGGGAGGGUCCCUGGCCUACAACAGCCGGAUCGCACCUUCAUACGGCAUGUACAGUCAGCAGUACCAUCAGUCAUACACCCAUGCCCAGGGUUGGCAACAGAGCAUUGCACAGCAACAUAAUGACAUCCCUGACCCACGGAUCCAACCCCUCGCGCCCCCUGAGGAAGCCUUGCCAGCAGGCUGGAUGUCUACCAUGGAUCCCAAGAAGCAACGAGUGUACUACUACCACGUAGACACUAAUCAAACACAAUGGACUAAGCCAACAGCCGAUACAGUACUGCACACCAUAGCACCACAACCCUCGCUAGCAGACGAGGUGCCAGCUAGUAAAAGCCCCACAUCACCCUCCGGUUCAAGAGACUCCUUGAAACGCAAGAGUGAGGCGGCAGAUAAAGCUUCCGAAUCCGCUCACAAGAGGCAGAAGACCAGCGUCGAAGAUACGAAGACACUCGAGGAGAGGAAGCGCAAUUUCAGAGCUAUGGUCUCCAAAUCUGUCAUCAAAGUACUGGGCAAGUACAACAAACCCGGCUGCAAAUUCGGCCGCAUCACAAACAAGGACGAUUUCAAACAUCUCGCUCGAAAGAUCACCCAUAUGAUUGUCGAGAGGCAUACCAAGAAGAACGAUUUUAGUGCCACUGAAGCGGUGCACGAGAAACUUGAGAAAUACAUCCACAAGUCCAUGAAGAAGCAAGGGAGUGUCUACACGCGCAAAACCAUGGACUCUGAUAUCGAGUAUGCAGACACCAACACCGCAGCCAAGCGAUUGACGCAUCUGAAGGAGCGGAGACGAAGGAAAGAGGCCGAGGCUAGGCGUAAAGAGCGGCGACGCAGUGAUAGCAAGUAUGUGUCUGAUGCUGUCAGUUCACCGAAAGAGGGGUUGACCUGGAAUGAGAGCACCGCUCGAGUGGAUGGGCAUGUAGAUGCGGCGGCGGGGGGGGGGGUGGAGUAUAUGGAAGAGGAUAGUGACAUGCAUAUUAGCGAUGACAGUAAUGACCUUAUGGAUUAG